GAAUAUGCGAUUAUUCGCCGAUAUUUCGAGUGAUUUUUGUUCUUGCAUGGUUUCGGAUGCUAUUUGAACCGGAGCGAUUCCGACCCGAAUCAAAAUCCGGAAUGUCAUACAAGGAAACAGGAAGCUGAAAAGGAAGAAGGUAGAAGGCACGAAGGAAAAAGAGAAAAAGGUUAGGCAAAUGAAUGAGGGCUCCUCUGUCCUCCCUCACUUCACUCCUCUAUCAACCGUUGUGUUGAAUCAGCCGGAGAAAAAGAUCUUAAUACGGAAAAGAAGAGCGCCUUUUGGAGGUGGUGCUUCGUUCCCAAUGGUCGUCUUCCAAAGCCCACAAAUGGCAUCUCAUCAUCUCUAUAAAUCACCAACCUCUUUUAACCCACUUGCCCAACUCCGCUGCAAUGGGGUCUUCUUCUGCGUUAGUCACCAGAGAAGAGUUCAACAUGUUUCACUCCGUAGACCGUGAACUUUACGCAAGGCUAGUCCAAAAUCUCGGCAGAAACCCCGGCCAGUCCAUGCAGGUGAUUGCACUGUGGCUAUGGCUGGAGCAGACGGGCUACAGUGAUAACUUGGUGACCAACGUGUUGGCAUUGCCGGGUUUCAUGCUCAAUGCUAUCGUAGAUGAGACAGUGACCUGCUUGAACUGCAUUGACGAUCCUAAGCCCGUGCCUCUUCCCUCCUCUGAUGCUAACCUCAUUCCUUUGCUUCAGUGCUUGACAAAAGGCGCCAUUUCUCUUCAGUUCUUUCAGGAGAACAGGAUUGCUGUAAUUAAAGGAGUUGCAAAACUGGUGGAUGAAGUUUGUUCACGGGCAUUUCAGGACAUACUGCAACAAACAUUCCAAAACAAUGCGGGCAAUGGGGUUGCUAGGGAAGGAAUAUAUGGUACUCCCGCCCAUGUGGGGAAUUUGUUUUCUCUGAUGAUGAUGGAUCCCGUGCGGCCUCCACCUUCGCCCUUGUAUUAUUCUGGAGUUGGAGGUGUCACUGACUUGCGAACUGGAACAGCUCGUGUUGCUCCACACACCCUGAAUAGUACUGGAGUGAGCCAGAGGCAUAGCCCCAGCCCCAUAGAUCUCUCUGCUGCUGAGGAGAGACCUGUUCCACCGGAUGAAAGAACCAUUUUCUUGACCUUCUCCAAGGGCUACCCAAUCUCCGAAAAUGAAGUCAAAGAUUUCUUCACGAUAAAAUAUGGAGACUUCAUUGAAGCAAUUCACAUGCAAGAAGUGAAUGAAGUAACUGAGCAACCCCUGUAUGCACGCCUUGUUACUCGAUCUCCCUCCAGUAUUGAAGUCGUCCUGGAAGGCAAGAGAAAGGCCAAAUUUUCCAUCAACGGAAAGCAUGUCUGGGCCAGAAAAUUUUUUCGAAAGAGCUCCGGAUCUCCCCGAAAAUCUUCGUCACCACCAUCAUCCCAACCAACUUCGCCGCCGGCCACCCAAGAUUAGUUAUAGUUUUGACCCGGGAAUUAUCAUCCACAUAGACAUUCUCAUCUAUGAGUUAUGUAUUUAAAUGAAGCUUAGUUUUGGUUGUUCAGUUAAACAUUAAUAAAGGAAAACAAUGAUUUUAUAGUCUUAUGCUUAGCUUCUCCACAUUCCGAUAACAGCCAAAAUUCAUCACUCUUACAACAGCCAACAUCCAGAACACGUUAUCCAGCAUCCCAUCAUUGAUAUUAUCCGGCAGCCACUUGGUUAUUCGCCUCACCAAGUUGGUCACCGCCGUACUUAGAUAAAACCCGAUGCCAAUCAACAGCGAGAUCAUCACAGUCGACGUGCCACGUAGCGAUUCAGGAAAUUCUCGAUAGUAGAACUCCACCUAUCCUGGAAAAUGAAACGCUUCGCCGAUACCCAGAGUGGCUAAAGGCCCAACGAACCAUAGGGCCGACAUGGACCCAUGGUGAGCUCGGACCCUGUGGAGCCUACGGGCCUCAACGAGUGCGUACCCCACCAGAGC
Molecule: messenger RNA, 1935 nt
Organism: Vitis vinifera (wine grape)
Lineage: Eukaryota; Viridiplantae; Streptophyta; Magnoliopsida; Vitales; Vitaceae
Exons: 2
Coding region: 393-1430 (345 amino acids)
Source: RefSeq, a predicted model, not a curated record